AUGUUGGAGGACACGAACGCGCAUGCGAAGCAGCGCCGUAGGAGGAACAAGAGCAAGAAGGUGAAGCGGGAGAAGAAGGGGGAGGAGAAGCGGGAGGAGGAGAAGGGGGAGGAGAAGCGGGAGAGGACGUUCGUCACGGCAGAGGCUCCUCCCGCAGCGGCCGCAGAGGCACCGGAGGUGGUGGAGCAGGGGCACAUGGCCGAGGUCGUGAAAACUGACGAGGCGGCGGAAUUGAGCGGCACCGCAGAGGCGCCCCUACCGGUCGGGGAGGACGAAGCGGCCCACGCCAAGCAGGCACUGGAGGGGAGUAACGUGGAGGGCCAGGCCUUCGUCCGGUGCGAUCUCUGCAACGAGAAAAUUUACGAGGAAGAGCAGCUGCACCACCAAAGUAACCACGCGGCGUUGAAGCACUGGUGCAGCCAUGUUCUUGCGGUGGAGGCGCCGGCGCUGCUCACGGCACCUCUGCUCCCGGAGCACCAGAGCGCUCUUGGCCUCUUCGUGCUCGAGAGUGUUGCUGAGCUGGACAAGGGCCCAGCGGCGUUUGGGUUGAUCCAGCGUGCCUUGGAGCAGCUGAAUGGUGUUGCCCAGAGUGUUUGCUGGGACGCAACGGCGUUUCUCUUUGGGAGCUGUGUCGCCUCCGGCUCUUGGGACGGCGUCAGCGACGCCGAUUUCACGGUGCUGGAGCCCCGCCUCCUGGAACGGUUCAUGGCGGGCGGGUGGGACCAUAAUGACGAGCGUCGAAGCAUUUUGCGCCUGGCCUCUGCGCUCCGCAAUUCUGGCUUUCUCCACAGUGAGUUGGAGGUUGUCAUCAAGACACGCGUGCCUGUCGUGAAACGGGCCCAAAACGUGCGACCCCCCCUGCUUCUCCCGGACCUCAUGCAGGGCUACAAAAUUGAGUACUGCUUCUUGGAGGAGCCGGACCGUGGGGCGUACAACGAGUUUACGACCGUGGCAAUGAAAAGGAAGAUUGGGGUGAUGGUGGAUGGCCCGGACAAGCUGACGCUGCACUUUAACACGGCCCAGAAGGCACUGCGGUAUUACCGGACCACGCCAAAAGGGCUGGGAGGCAUCGUAAAAACUUGGAAGUCAGGCCAUCAGUUACCGGACAUCUUUUCCAUCGAUUUUGACGUCAGCUGCAGGCCACUGGGGGUGCGGAACAGCUGGUUUAUGCGGCAGUAUCUCUCACAGCGGCCUGUGGCUCGGGCAGGUCUGGCGUUUCUCAAGCGGUGGAGCAAACGAAGUGGGAUUAACAACGGCUUGAGGGGGUAUCUGACGUCGUACGCUGUCACGAUCCUCUGGGUGUAUUACCUGCUGCGGCGCGGUGUCCUCCAAUACGUGGACCCCGCACUUAUCCACCCCGUGCCGUCGACUACCCAGCAGGAGGUGCCAUACAUCCCGCUCCUGGGAGAUGAGUGGACUGGCGGUGCGUCCAUGGAGAGCGUUUCGGAGUCUUCGGCGUUGGCGGAGUUGCGGGAGGAACUCGGUUCUUGCGUGGCGGGGUUCUUCGCCUUCUAUCUCGCGUUUCCGUGGGACGAGCGCGUCGUCUCGCUGCGCGUGUCGCACGGCGACGUGACACGCGAGAGUCUUGGCUGGCUGCAGGCCGCCGAGGUGUUGUCGAAUAGGCUCCGGGAACGCGUCUGGUACCGCAUGUGCAUCGAGGACCCGUACGAGGACGACCUGAACCUCGGGCGCCACCUCUCGCCCGACAAGUUUGCCUUUGUGCUCUCACAGUUUGUUGUCGCCCUCGGCUGCGUGGUGGGCGGCCGGCCAGGGCGGCUCCUGUUGGAUGCCCGGGCAACGGCAAGCGUCGCACUGCGGGCGCUUCUGCACCGCCUCGUGUACGAGGAGGGGCUGACGUCGAUGUCGCUCGCGGAGGCGCGGGAGUAUAUUCUCUCGCGCCUCGAUGGGGAGUCACUGGCCUACUACGAGGUGCAGAACUCCCUCGACUCUCUCUGCGAGACGCUGGUGGAGCUCAGCUGCGGCAGGGUCCGCAGGGGCGGCGGAGACACCAACCGCCCCAAUAUAGAGGAGCGCCACGUUGGCCCCAGUAAUGCGGACGCCGGAGAUGCUGCGGAGGCCGCUGCUGCUUUUGCCGAUGACGACGACGGUGCAGGUAAGGCGUGUGAGGAGGCCGCCGGGGGCACCGACGUCACGGAGAGAUUGCCUCCGCCUCGCUCACUUCUGCAUGACACGGACGAGAAGAUGAAGGCGGCAGGUGUAUUGGGGAUCGCCGUGGAAAAUGUCCCCGCGGCGGUCCGAGAGGCGUACUUCACUGCAUGCGGCCGUGCCUUCCGCACCGCGGCGGAGUGCGAUUUACUGCGGCUGCACGCGGACGCCUUGGCGCCCGCUUGGCGCGGUUCGGCCAUGGGGGGUGCGGAGAUGCACUUGGCGCUGAGGAACUUGCUUCCGACGGCGCUGCGGGAUGACGCCUUCUUCGAAGCGUUCGUGCAGCACCCGGAGCUGCAGGAUGUGCUGCGGAGUGUCUGCCAGCUGCAGGAGGCGGCGGGGGAGACGGUGGUGCGGAAGAAACAGCUGGUGGGGGUGCAACCACCGACGACUGCCGUGGUGCGUGGGAGGAAUUCCUUCAGGGGAACCUGCAGCGAGUGCGGGAAGCAGAAUCUUAUUCUGUGGCCCACCAACAACCGCGCCACGGACGCAGGCAGCUACUGCGAAGACUGUUGGAAGGUGUACGAGGCGGGGUAG
This is a messenger RNA of Trypanosoma conorhini, 2703 nucleotides long. RefSeq names its product putative terminal uridylyltransferase 3. The transcript has a single exon. The coding region runs from base 1 to 2703 and encodes 900 amino acids. Lineage: Eukaryota; Euglenozoa; Kinetoplastea; Trypanosomatida; Trypanosomatidae. The record is from RefSeq and is a predicted model, not a curated record. Gene Ontology annotation, molecular function: nucleotidyltransferase activity. Gene Ontology annotation, biological process: RNA 3'-end processing.